Lithohypha guttulata is the source of this 762-nucleotide messenger RNA. RefSeq lists its product as uncharacterized. Lineage: Eukaryota; Fungi; Ascomycota; Eurotiomycetes; Chaetothyriales; Trichomeriaceae. The transcript is spliced from 2 exons. The record is from RefSeq and is a predicted model, not a curated record. The coding region runs from base 1 to 762 and encodes 253 amino acids.
AUGAGGUUUUUUACCUGCACAAGGCCGUUGUUUGUUCUCGAUCCAAGUACUUUGCCAUUGCUUGAUGGCAACCCGAAGGACGAAGUCGAGCUGAAUGACGACGACUCAAAGCUGGUUGGUCUGAUGGUGGAUUAUUUGUACCAGCUCAACUACGACGACCUGUUACCGAGUAAACCGCCUGCCGAGCUGAACCAAGAGACAUCUGCACAACCUGAAUCUGCGGUAGCACAUCACAUCCAGUGUCACGAAAACCUUGGUCAUGAAGCACCCAUCGACGAGCCUGUUCUCGAGCCGGAAAUCGUCGCGGCGUCGGAGGUCCACAUGUAUGAAGAAGAUGAGUGGUCUUUUGGAACAGGCAAGAAGGGCAAGAAGGACAAGAAGAAGAAGAGAGGACGACUGUCAAAACUCCGCCUCAGAGAUCACGAUCAAGAUGUGAGCACAGCACGACUCGUGGUGAACACGCUCAUGUACGCACUGGCUGAUAAGUAUGAGAUAGACGACUUGAAGGCUCUGGCGAAACAGAAGUUCGAGGAAGCGGUGGUCCAGGACUGGGACAGUCAAGCAUUCGCGUACGCAGCUGGGCUGGUCUUCAGUACAACUCCGAGCUCCGAUCAAGGUCUGCGAACGGUUGUGACCAGGACAAUUAAUGCGCACCGUGAAUUGGUGAACUACGAAGAAGUGCAACGACUUCUUGAUUCUGGAAACGGGAUGGCUUGGGCACUCAUACAGGUUCUUCUGGGUGACCACAUCGACGGCUGGUAA